UUCUCUCCAGAUUGAAAAUGUCUUCCCCAACACUACACAGUGCACCUUUAAACAAAAUCCUCUCACCAAGAGAUUAUCUGUGACACCUGUGAACUUCUGCUCCACCGAGGGGGGAGUGGAGCUCAUCUCUGAGGUGAGGAACGGGUACUCGCGUACUGAGUAAUCAGUUUCCUCUCCGGAGUAAAGCCCAGCCACACACGCGCCGGUGUAUCACAGCAGAUGACGAGGUGCGCAGACUGCGAGCCACGCACCACUGGUCGGGGCAAAGCCACAGGAUUUGGAUUAAAUAGCUUGUGAGGGAGCCGAUGAGCCUUGGGCGCGGGAGGGGAGGGAGCUAAGGGGCUGAUUUUUAUCUUUUACCGGAGCGAGAAGGGGAGGAGGCACGGAGAAUGAGUUAUUCUUGGAGCAGCGCAGAGCCUGUUUGCUGUGCGGCGUAUUAGCCGGCGCGCAACUAAAGGCUGCGACGCAAGUAAAUCGGCUCCUGCGGCGACGACGCCGAGAGCAGAAGAAAAGCCUCAGUCCGUGUCCAGGUCUCGCACCGAACAGUCCUCUUCAGCCGGACAUGAAAGUGCAGCAAGGCUGCAACUCAUCAGACAUGGGGAUCCCGGUUAGAACUGAAGAAGAACUGCGCAGAAAUACCGUAAUAACGCCCGAGGAUGUGCUGGGGCUGCAGAAGAUCACAAAGAAUUAUUUGUGUUCUCCAGAAGAAAAUGUCCACAUGAUCGACUUCACCAGGUUUAAGAUCCGCGACAUGGAAACAGGGACAGUCCUGUUUGAGAUCACCAAACCUCCAGCACCAGCAGCAGGCAAAAGGCAAUGUGACCCCAAUGCCGGCCGUUUUGUCCGAUACCAGUUCACCCCCGCCUUCCUGCAGUUGCGGCAGGUUGGAGCCACAGUGGAGUUCACAGUGGGAGACACACCCAUCAACAACUUCCGCAUGAUUGAGAGACACUACUUCCGCGAUCAGCUGCUCAAGAGCUUUGAUUUCGAGUUCGGCUUCUGCAUGCCCAGCAGCAAGAACACAUGCGAGCACAUCUACGAGUUCCCCGCGCUGUCUGAGGAUAUCAUGAGCGAGAUGAUCCUGCACCCUUACGAGACGCAGUCUGACAGCUUCUACUUCGUGGACAACAAGCUGGUGAUGCACAACAAGGCAGACUAUUCCUACAGCGGGGGGCCGUAGGAAGAGCAUCCUCCCCCCUUCACUCCUCCCUGUUCUAGACAUUUUCCAGAAUCCAUGUAUGACUUCAGGACCAGAUUAACUGAUGGACAGUUCGCUGGCAGUAAAGCACUCUUGUCUCACUCCUGUUAACUCUGUGAAUUUCCAUUCAGGUAUUCAGCUGCCAGGCCGUAAUAAGAUUUCUCUCUUUGCAAGAACAUCGAAUUCUGUCAGUUUUAUCAUCUGUGUGUGUGUGUGUGUGUGUGUGUGUGUGUGUGUGUGUGUGUGUGUGUGUGUGUGUGUGUGUGUGUGUGUGAGCGUGUGGGCAGCAAACACAUGCAGUGUCCGUACAUACUGUUGAUUUCAGUCAGUGUGUAUGUGGGUUCCACGGGAUCAUCAGGAAAACAUUGAUUCAUUUACAUCCUGUGUGUUUUGAUAGCUGUUAACUGAAGAGAAAAAAGGGGACAGCGAGUGUUGUUUGUUCUCACUAAACCAGACAAGGCAACAAAGAGAGAAAUUAAGUUAACCUAAAAAAAAAAAAAACUUUGAGAAUAAUUAAUCCAUUCAGAUGUACAAUUACAUAGUUUGUAUAGGAAUCUCAUUUUACUCCUGAAGGUUAUUAAUUCUUACUAAUUUCUAGUAGCACACAUCUGAGAGAUUCCUCCUACGAUCUCGGUCCGUCGUCGUCCAUCUGAAUGACAAGCAGAAACGUGUCCUCUGUCUAAUGUGAAUGUGUCACUUGUUGUAUGUUUUCAUGUGCAUAGUACUACUACUACUAAUUCAGGAGUGUUUUUUAAAUAAAUAGCCAUUUUGAAGGUGUCAGGAAACCUACAUUAGCCAAAAGUCAGUCAAUUUUGAUAUCCGGUACAUUCUCUGUAGUACAGAACACUGUGUACAUUGUAAUUAUGAUUCAUGUUUUCAAGUAUGAAAUGGAAAAGUAUGUAAAGUUUUGACAGCGGAAAUUCCAUCACUGCAAUAAAUAUGGGAUUUUUUCGAAAUCUUGA
Molecule: messenger RNA, 2160 nt
Organism: Acanthopagrus latus (yellowfin seabream)
Lineage: Eukaryota; Metazoa; Chordata; Actinopteri; Spariformes; Sparidae
Gene: unc119a1
Product: unc-119 homolog a (C. elegans)
Exons: 5
Coding region: 563-1180 (205 amino acids)
Biological process (GO): visual perception; negative regulation of caveolin-mediated endocytosis; positive regulation of protein tyrosine kinase activity
Cellular component (GO): spindle pole; centrosome; spindle midzone
Molecular function (GO): lipid binding
Source: RefSeq, a predicted model, not a curated record